AUGGCUAUAGACACGGAACGUGGUCAAAUUAACCAAUUUCAAACAAUGGAAGACAUGGUGCAUGAUGCUCUUAAGCAAAAUGAGUCGUGUCAAGCAUCUACUUCUAAUAACAUUGAAGAGGCUCCGAAUGAAGAAACACAAAGGUUUUUUAAUUUUUUGUUGGAUGCAAACCAACCGUUGUAUGAAGGAGCAUCAGAUUCGAAAUUAUCAAUGUGUGUCAGACUAUUAGCUUGCAAGUCAAAUUGGAAUAUUCCUAACCAAUGCAUCGAUUUUAUUGCAAAAAUGGUUAUGAAUGCAACACCCAUCAAAUCAGGUUUGCCUAAAACAUACUACGAUGCAAAAAAGUGCGUAUCAAAGUUGGGAUUACAAUCGCAGAGGAUUGAUUGUUGCGUGGAUGAUUGCAUGCUCUUCUAUGAUAAUGAAUAUGGUAAGAAUGAUGGCGCGUUGCUUGAAUGCAAAUUUUGUGGAAAACCAAGAUAUCAACCACGUAACAUGGGAGCAACUACUACAAAGCAAGUUCCUAUGAAAUCAAUGUUCUAUUUGCCAUUAAUUCCUAGACUACAAAGAAUGUAUGCCUCAACACAAACUGCAGGACAAAUGACUUGGCACUAUCAGAACAUGUCGACGAAUGGUGUUUUGCGUCAUCCAUUCGAUGGAGAGGCUUGUAAGCACUUUGAUAGAGUAUAUCCUGACUUUGGUACCGUGCCACGCAAUGUACAACUCGGUUUAUGCUUUGACGGUUUUAACCCAUAUGUACAGGCAUCAAAUAUACCAUAUUCAUGUUGGCCAGUUAUUGUCACCCCUUAUAAUCUUCCUCCAGAAAUCUGCAUGUCUAAACCUUACAUGUUCUUGACAUGUCUCAUUCCCGGGCCAUUCAAUCCAAAGGUUGGCAUAGAUGUGUACUUAGAGCCCUUGAUAGACGAAUUGAAGAAGCUGUGGACGGGUGUCAUAAUAUAUGAUAUUUCAAGGAAACAGAACUUUAUUUUGAGGGCCAUGUUGAUGUGGACAAUUAAUGAUUUUCCUGCUUAUGGUAUGUUGUCCGGCUGGAGCACUCAUGGUAAACUGGCAUGCCCACAUUGCAUGGAGCAUACAAAGGCUUUUAGAUUAUAUCAUGGGGCAAAAAAUUCGUGGUUUGACUCCCAUCAGAGGUUUUUACCGAAUGACCAUGCCUUUAGGAGGAAUAGGAAUGCUUUCAAGAAGGGGGAAGUGGAGAUGGAUGAUGCACCACCAUAUCUUACGGGAGCAGAAGUUUGGAAUAGAAUUAAUGGUUAUCCUAAAAUAACUGAAAAUGGUGCACCAAGAAUUGGUGGAUAUGGUGAGUGGCAUAAUUGGACAAAAAAAAAGCAUCUUUUGGGAUCUACCCUGUUGGAAGGAUAA
This is a messenger RNA of Vigna angularis (adzuki bean), 1377 nucleotides long. RefSeq lists its product as uncharacterized. The record is from RefSeq and is a predicted model, not a curated record. Bases 1 to 1377 code for a protein of 458 amino acids. The transcript has a single exon. NCBI's taxonomy places the organism in Eukaryota, Viridiplantae, Streptophyta, Magnoliopsida, Fabales, Fabaceae.